AGGAAUGGAAGGAGAGGGCAGUCGACCAGUCGACGAAGAACGAUUCAGACACGAUCGACGACGAAGACCCACGAGCUACGAUCGUUAAAUCGUCCGUAAAUCACUGAUCUCGAUCGUUGUUUCUCGACACGGCGGAAAAUGUUUCCCAGAAAACGCGUUGUAGAGCUGUUACAAGUUAUUUCUUCUCAAUCAUGUAAAUGUCCAGCUCAUGGAAAUCUAGAAGGCACAACAAGGCACGAGCUGGGAAAAGCUCGCAGCACAGCCGCAAAUGCCACGCCAUCGAAAGAGUAUGCUUUCGAGAUGGCCUGUUCCACAGUACGGUACGGUGUCGAUGUUACCAGGGAGCUGGGCCUCGACGUGCAGAAUAUGGGCACGAAGAAAGCGUGCUUGAUGACGGACCCAAAUUUAGUGAAUCUGCCACCUGUGAAAACAGCCAUUGAUAGUCUUACAAAAUCUGGCAUCGAGUUUGAGGUUUACGACAGAGUACGCGUGGAACCAACGGAACAGAGUCUCCAAGACUCCAUCGAGUACGCAAUACGUGGAAAAUUCGACGCGUUUAUAGCGGUCGGCGGUGGUUCGGUGAUGGACACUUGCAAGGCAGCAAACCUUUACAGCUGCGAUCCGCAAGCAGAUUUUUUGGAUUACGUGAACGCUCCCAUUGGGAAAGGCAAACCAGUCGUAGUGCCAUUGAAACCAUUAAUCGCAGUACCAACUACGUCUGGGACUGGUUCGGAGACCACUGGUGUUUCGAUCUUCGAUUAUCGACCGCUCAAAGCCAAAACUGGAAUUGCCAAUAGGGCUCUGAGGCCCACUUUGGGUCUCAUCGAUCCAAGGCACACGCUGACCAUGCCAGAAAGGGUUUGCGCUUAUUCUGGCUUCGAUGUCCUCUGCCAUGCCUUGGAAUCUUUCACCGCUAUUCCGUACACGGAAAGGACACCCUGUCCUACGAAUCCAAUUCUCAGACCAGCUUACCAGGGCAGUAAUCCUAUCAGCGACGUCUGGGCAAGAUACGCUCUGCAAACGAUGCGAAAAUACUUUCAAAGAGCAGUCUACAACCCAGAUGACCUCGAGGCCAGAAGCAAUAUGCACCUAGCAAGUACUAUGGCGGGCGUUGGAUUCGGUAACGCCGGUGUUCACCUUUGCCACGGACUCUCUUAUCCCAUUAGUGGAAACGUCCGAAAUUUCCAACCUGAGGGUUACAGUAACGAUCAUCCCAUAGUGCCACACGGCCUUUCCGUUGUUAUAUCGGCACCCGCUGUGUUCUCCUUCACUGGAAACGCAUGCCCCGAAAAGCAUCUGGAAGCUGCGGAAUUACUCGGUGCUGACGUCAAACGAGCAAAGAGAGAGGACGCUGGAAAGAUACUUUCCGACACAGUGAAGGAAUACAUGCGCCUGAUGAAAGUCGAAAAUGGUUUGACCCAAUUGGGAUUCAAGAAGGAAGACAUUCCGACUCUGGUCCAGGGUACAUUGCCACAGCAUCGUAUCACGAAAUUGGCGCCAAGAGAGCAAUCCGAGGAAGAUCUCUCGCAAUUGUUUGAAAAUUCGUUCACAAUCUAUUAAGAAGACGAUAUCGUUCGUUGCUGUAAUUAUCGAAUAAAAAUCUAUUUUUUUUACCGAA
This is a messenger RNA of Hylaeus anthracinus, 1618 nucleotides long. It is a transcript of the gene T3dh, whose product is annotated as hydroxyacid-oxoacid transhydrogenase, mitochondrial. Bases 139 to 1560 code for a protein of 473 amino acids. Gene Ontology annotation, molecular function: alcohol dehydrogenase (NAD+) activity; metal ion binding. The record is from RefSeq and is a predicted model, not a curated record. Gene Ontology annotation, cellular component: mitochondrion. The transcript is spliced from 8 exons. Lineage: Eukaryota; Metazoa; Arthropoda; Insecta; Hymenoptera; Colletidae.